Molecule: messenger RNA, 1004 nt
Organism: Malania oleifera
Lineage: Eukaryota; Viridiplantae; Streptophyta; Magnoliopsida; Santalales; Ximeniaceae
Exons: 6
Coding region: 134-772 (212 amino acids)
Source: RefSeq, a predicted model, not a curated record
UUUUUUUUCUAUCGAAUCUUGGAGUUCCCGAGCCCUUUGUCUCUUCUCACGAUCUCACUUUCAUCUCUGCAAUGGCCGUCAAUGCCUGCGAGGAGAAUUCACAAAUCAAAAUUUGUCUUUGAUUUGUGAGAAGAUGGGGCGGUUCUUGGGAUUCUCAGCUAAUUGCCUUUUUAUUCCAUUUAGACGGUGGCAGGAACAAGAUGUCUAUUGUGUUUCAGUCUUGCCUGAUCAAAGUGCCGUUAAUCUUCCAUGUGAAUCACAGUUGGCUUUAUCAAGCUUCUUAGAAGUUCCCAUUCCUUUGAGUAGUCAGACGUGCUUGGAUGCCCAAUUGAAUUGCCAGAACUGCAUCAGUUUACAGAUGGAAAGUGCAGAUCCUUUUUCCUCGUGCAUUGUGGCUGUAGAUAUUGAGGCAGGAAAUUUAGAAAAACCUAAGGCCAGUGAUGAAACUCCUGGGAAUUCAAAUUUCGAGGAUGCAUUUAAUCAGCUGCAUAGGGCAGUCCGGAGACAUAUUAGCCUACAAAUAGGUGGGAAAGUGAUGCAGCUUUUAAUAAGCCACGGCCUAAUGGUUCUCAAAUUCAUGUCUAGAGAUAAACCUGUGACUGAGACUGUCCAUGAGACACCUAAUAACAAAUGGAGAAAGUAUAAGCGUACUGCCUCGUUUGAUUCAAGAAAAAUUGUUCUGCUGUUCUCAGCCCUGUCCAGCAUGGGAACGAUGGUUUUGAUAUAUCUGACACUGAGGGUGAGGCAAACUGGUGAUGGGUUACAUGGGUAGCUUUUCUUCUUAUCUGCCCUUCUGAGUUUGAGGCCUUGAUGCUGUUUGAGACAUGCGUUUGUAGAGUUCUUUCUUUUUUCUUUUAAUCGUUUCUCGGAAGAUUAGUUUUUCUUUGGGGCGUCUUUUUUUGUAUAUAAAUUGUGGUUUUUUGUUUGCGUCGUAAUUCCAGUGGAUUCUUUAGGUACUUUGCUUUGGCCAUCCAAAGCUUACUUUAAGUGAGUUGAUUUUCUUA